Messenger RNA from Tachysurus fulvidraco (yellow catfish), 3986 nucleotides. It is a transcript of the gene marchf2, whose product is annotated as membrane-associated ring finger (C3HC4) 2. The coding region runs from base 276 to 1016 and encodes 246 amino acids. The record is from RefSeq and is a predicted model, not a curated record. Gene Ontology annotation, molecular function: zinc ion binding; ubiquitin-protein transferase activity. Lineage: Eukaryota; Metazoa; Chordata; Actinopteri; Siluriformes; Bagridae. The transcript has 5 exons. Gene Ontology annotation, biological process: protein ubiquitination.
GCUGUAAUCGGAAACGUCGACAGGAGGCCGAUGGUUCGUCUGUCAGGCUGGAAAAGAACUCAAUCUGGAAGGUUAGCUAGCCAGGCCAAAAACAAAAGAAGUUAUCGCUUAUUCGUAACUUCACAGCAAAUUGUUUUAUACUAAGGAAUUAAGGACUUGAUAGGAUAAACCGGCAUGAAACUACAAAAGCUCUAGGACCCAGGACACCUGAGUUAAGGGAGCAGAGGUCGCUCCCUCUGCCCCACCUGUACCCUGUCCUCCUGGACGGAGUAGACAUGACCACAGGGGAGUGUUGCCACUUACCAGGCUCGCUGUGCGACUGCACUGGCAAUGCUGCCCUGUCCAAAACCGUGGAGGAGUCGGACAACCGGAGGGCACAAUACGUCACUCAGGUCACGGCUAAAGACGGACGACUGCUCUCCACCGUCAUCAAAGCCCUGGGAACCCAGAGUGAUGGUCCGAUUUGCCGGAUCUGCCACGAGGGGGGUAACAGUGAAGGGCUCCUUUCGCCAUGUGACUGCACGGGCACGCUGGGCACGGUACACAAGAGCUGCCUGGAGAAGUGGCUGUCGUCCUCCAACACCAGCUACUGCGAGCUGUGUCACACAGAGUUCACCAUCGAGCGCAGGCCAAGGCCUCUCACAGAGUGGCUUAAGGACCCUGGGCCGAGAAAUGAGAAGCGCACGCUCUUCUGUGACAUGGUGUGCUUCCUGUUCAUUACGCCCCUGGCAGCCAUAUCAGGCUGGUUGUGCCUGCGAGGGGCUCAGGACCACCUACACUUUAACAGUCAGCUGGAGGCAGUGGGUCUCAUCGCUCUUACCAUCGCUCUCUUUACCAUCUACGUCCUCUGGACUCUGGUGUCAUUCCGCUACCACUGUCAGUUGUACUCUGAGUGGAGACGAACCAAUCAAAAAGUGCGCCUGCUCAUUCCUGAUGCCAAGGGUGCCCACUCUACCCAGCAUUCCUUGCUCUCCACAAAGCUGCUAAAAAAGACGUCAGACGAGACCAUCGUAUGAGAUCUGCGGUGUUUCUGGGAGGGUGGGGUGGACGCGACACAUUGUUGGUAUUAAACGUGCUAGAGGUUCUUGAUGCGUCAUGUCAUCAGUUAGAGCCACAGCACAUUUUGGAUGCAUUCUUUUUCUAUUUAGUCCUUUUUAUCUACAUAUGUGAGCACUUCAUUUGUUUUUCUUCCUUUAACUAUAUCUCUCUUUUUAGUGUGUAUUAUUUUUUUUAAGUUUCUGUGAGUUGUUUCUGGUUUUGGAAUGAAUUUAUUUAUUUGGCUACAUGGUGAUCAUUAAGGUCCCAUACCACACAGUGUACUCUCGUAGGGACUCUAUUAGCAGUGGUAGCUGUGUGAGGGGACAAGUCCAGGAAAGCAGGAGUAGCUGCUGAAGCUUAAAACUAAACACUUCUCUAUAUUUGUGUAGCUUCUUUCAGAAUUAUUUACGUCUUGACUGGACAGGAAAUUGGUCAUUGCCAAUUUUUGAGUACUUUCGCACAGUAUAUAUUAUAGAAGCUCCGAUUUUGAAACCGUUGUGGUGAUUUAAAGUGUUACAGGAUGACAGGGCCUUCUUGUGAGGCCUGCUAACAGAAUGGGCUAAAACAGAGAGAGCUAGAAGCUGAUCUCUUAUACAUGCUCCUAUAGAGGAGCAAACACUAAAAUAGGAGUGUGCAAUAAAUUCCUUUCAUUACCAAGUAUGAGGCACAGUGUAUGUCCUCUGGUGUGCUUAGUUUUUCCUGCAUGUGUAAUUUAGAAAAAAAAAAAUUCCAUCCCUUUUUAUUUAUUUUUUUAAAGUAUCUUAGUGACUGUUUAAUCAGAAUCAGCUUUAUUGCCAGGCAUGUUUUCACAUGCGAGGAAUUUGUUUUAGUGACAUGUUAAGUUGCUAUCUGGGAUUUUGUCUGUGGAUCAGCAUCGGCUAUGCUCAGCACCUAGUAAAGGUGAGCUUCAUGCAGGAAGUGGCAUACGGUGGUCCUACAAUGGUAGCACUUAAUCGACAUAAGUAGCCUAGAUAUGUGCUGAUCAAAUGUAGUUGUGUGUAUGCCUCCAGGAUUCAUGGGAAACAUUAUUUUUAUCUUGAGGUCAUUAUUGUGACAGCUGUUUCUUAAUUUAAAACAUUACAGCUACAUGUGGCUGUGUGAAAGGGCAGAAUGUGUUUGUGAGUACAUAUGUGUACACUUUUGUAUCUGUAUUUUUGUUUUUAUAGCAGUUUUACAUUGUUAAAUAUGAUGUUAUUUGGGGACAUUUGUCUGAUAACAGGGGAACAACUAUCCAUUUACACCACUUGAGUACAGAUUAUCGCCCUGCAUGUUACGUUACAAGAAUGAUGUGCAACAUGUCAUCACUUUAAAGGGAAUCUUGUGUCAUGAUGAUAGGCUCUUCUCCUAAUGGCUUUAUGGACACCCUUGACCAAAGUAUGGCCUUUAUGCAGAUAUUGAGGGACCAUCUGCUCCUGAUACCUGGCUCUGUUUAUGUUGGAAACAUUACAAACAUCUCUGUGAUGUCCAAGAAAACAUUUGUCAUUCGACAGGCUUUGUACAUUUGUAGAUACAUUUCAUGUCUGUGUAAGGCACACAGAGCAACAGUUACUGUCAGCCCGUGUGUGUGUGUGUGGGGGUGAGUGAGAGUGGGUGUGUGUGUGUGUGUGUGUGGGGGGGGUGUUUAGAGAGUGUACAUCAGUAAUUGACAGUCAGGCUGUGUGUGAUUCUGACCUUCUGUAGUGCCACAAUUGAAACAAAAAAGGUGCUUUCAUCUGUACAUGGAGUAAAAAAGCAGAUAAAGUUAAAUCCCUUAGAGAGCUGUGUGCAUGGGUCAUCUUGUUUUUCAGUGGGUAAUAGUCACCAGAGAGAUUUCUUGCAAAUUGUAGUCACUUCUUUUCAAGUGUCACAAUCUCCUUAGGACAAUGUUAAGUUUUGGAAAGCGUUGUGCAAUAGAUGAUUACUAAAAGCUUUCAGCAUUAAUUGUAACUUUUAACACAUGUUUUUUGAGAAGAAAACAAAUGUAAAAUGAUCUAUCUGCAGCAUUUACAUACCUGUUGUAUGUCACAGGACUGAGUGGCUUUGGGUUUAAUUAAUUGUUUAUGGAAGCAUCAGCAGCUAAGUGCAAAUUCAUUUCUGCUGCUCGUACACUUGUCUCUCACUGGUGUGCUUCCAUCUUUUUUCUUUCCCUGCCAUUUAUUCUUUAUUUUAGCAAUGUAAGGUUAAAAAAAAAAGAAAAGAAAGAAGAAAAGCUUGAGUGCAAUGUCCGCAAUAUUACAAUGCACUUCUUGCCUAUAACCUUAUCAGUACAUGUAAGAUAAUUAUUCUAUAGAUAUAGAAAUAUGAAGGAUUACAGGACAACAUUCAGACAGGCUGUGGAAGGCAGUGUUGGGAUGUUUUAUUUUUCCUUUGUUUAUCCAUGAGUUUUCUCCACUAUGCAACCUGCAGACUUAAGCAGCCAAAAGCCCUGUGCUUUAUUCUGGUGUUAAUAUGGCUGACCCAAAUUAUUACUUUCAUGCUACCAAGAAAAAUUCUUGCUUUAUUGAUUUAUUUCCUUUUAUUAUUUUUUAGUCAUAUUGCACUUUUACAAAUUUAUGAUCGGAAGCGGCUUAGCUAGCCUUUUCCACUUGACACAUUUCAGAGAGGUUUAACUCCCUCACUGAUAUUAGGGGAACUGGUCCACUUCUUUGUAUUAAAAAAAGUGGUAAAGACCAAUCUCUUGUUUUCUCUAAGAUAAACCUAAGCAAAUUUAAACCUUGUACACAAUUUGUUUUAUUUUUGUCAUCACUGUAUUUUAAUGUAUUCAUACUGUAUGUAUCACUUGUGUUGUAUGUCUUCUUUUAUUCCUUGAGCACCAUAUUUUAAUCACUCUGUCGUUUUUGGGAUACUAUUAUAUUUAUGUUGUGAAGUGGAUAAAGACUGGUGUGUCUGUAUUGUCCUCACUAGAAUUUGUUGGUGCUUGCAAUCAGCCAAGAAAAGUGUGCAAAGCAAAUUAAACAUGAUGCUCUGGA